This is a messenger RNA of Thlaspi arvense, 321 nucleotides long. NCBI's taxonomy places the organism in Eukaryota, Viridiplantae, Streptophyta, Magnoliopsida, Brassicales, Brassicaceae. The record is from the annotation of a GenBank genome assembly.
AUGCGUCGAUCGGCGAGCGCCUCCAUAGUUUCCGACCAAUUAUCAGCGAGCUCUCCGUCGCCAUCACCGUCUCCGCCGCGAAUUCAUAGCGCCAAAGAUUCGGAGGAUGUGCAGCUUCUUUUGCCUCGGUACGACCCAAACUCUCACCCCGGGAAGAAGGACAAAUCGCGACUCAGAUCCGCCGAGAACGCUAUACAUUUCAUUCCUCUCCUCCUCAUUCUCUGCGCCGUGAUUCUUUGGAUGUUUUCGAAUCCAGAGAUUACUUUUCCUCUGCUUCUACAUCUCUCUACACAGACAGCCUUUGAUGAGGAUCAACGUUAA